Molecule: messenger RNA, 1146 nt
Organism: Aspergillus chevalieri
Lineage: Eukaryota; Fungi; Ascomycota; Eurotiomycetes; Eurotiales; Aspergillaceae
Gene: SLX1
Product: structure-specific endonuclease subunit SLX1
Exons: 2
Coding region: 1-1146 (381 amino acids)
Biological process (GO): double-strand break repair via homologous recombination
Cellular component (GO): Slx1-Slx4 complex
Molecular function (GO): 5'-flap endonuclease activity; crossover junction DNA endonuclease activity
Source: RefSeq, a predicted model, not a curated record
AUGACUGAAGAAGACCAAACAAAACCUAUUCCUGCAUUCUAUGCCUGCUAUCUCCUCCGUUCCACCGUCCGUCAUGCCUCCCUAUAUAUCGGUUCCACUCCAGAUCCAUCCAGACGCCUGACCCAGCAUAACGGGGCAACUAAGGGAGGCGCAAAACGGACGGCUAGGGGGAACUUGAGGCCAUGGGAGAUGACAAUUUUGGUGGAGGGGUUUAUGAGCCGCAUCGGGGCGUUGCAGUUUGAAUGGGCGUGGCAACACACGAAUGACUCGAGACAUGCGAGGUUGGGGCAGAUGACUGGGGAGGAAGUUACGGCUGGCAAGGCGAAACCUCAACGCCGUCGGACUAGGCGGUCGAUGAAGGCUCAUUUGGAGGAUUUACAUGUCCUACUACGAUCAAAUUACUUCUCUAACUGGCCCUUGAGGAUACGGUUUUUCUCGGCUGACGUCUAUCGACAAUGGAAGGCCUGGAGUGACCGUGUAGAUGACUCCCUCCCAAGCCAUAUCCAGAUCAUCUUGGAUGGGGAUUGUGAUCUUCUGCAUAACCAGACCGACAAGGGUGACAAGGUUGAGAGCGUCCACAAUAUCCAGACGAGAUAUACGAAUAUUGAUGAAUACCUGGAAAAAGCUGCUCUCUUACUCGAUGAUCCUACAGAUCUACGUUGUAAAAUAUGCCAGGGGCGGAUGAUUCCCAAAGACGAGUUGGUGGUUGUCUGCCCCCAGACUGCUUGUCAUUGCACAAGUCAUAUGUCUUGUCUAUCUGCCAGUUUCCUAGUUGCCGCCGGUGAACCAGACAGGUUCGUCCCAGUGCAUGGUACAUGUCCUGCUUGUAAGAAGACCAUCAAAUGGCCGGUGAUCAUGCAAGAGAUGACGCUUCGUCGUCGCGGCGACAAAGAAUUGCGUGCUAUCUUGAGGAGGAAGAAGAGGAGAGAUAACCAAAACAGGAGGGCGGAUGCAAAGGGUGUCCCCGGUGCCGCGACAACGGAAGAAGAUAGCUUCGAUGACUCGGCUGAUGAUGAUGCUCUUGACGAGGAUUGGACAGAGGAACCGGCUUCUGAAUCGGAUUCCGACACAGAAAUCCCUAAUGCACGAUCAAAGCCAGCCCCCCCGCGACUGGAGAUAGUGAUAGAGGACAGCGAAGACGAUUGA